Messenger RNA from Nicotiana attenuata, 1032 nucleotides. Its product is annotated as mannan endo-1,4-beta-mannosidase 1-like. Gene Ontology annotation, molecular function: hydrolase activity, hydrolyzing O-glycosyl compounds. The record is from RefSeq and is a predicted model, not a curated record. The transcript has 4 exons. Lineage: Eukaryota; Viridiplantae; Streptophyta; Magnoliopsida; Solanales; Solanaceae. The coding region runs from base 1 to 831 and encodes 276 amino acids.
AUGUAUGCGGCUACACUACUGGUGUUAUCAGAACUUUAUAGGCCGCAUGCAAUAGAAAUCAAUUGUUUUCUGCAUGACUGUACAUCUGCUCGAUAUCUUUUGAGAAAUAAGUUGUUAUCAAAUGCAGAAGCAAUUGUGAAAGUUGUUACAAGGUUCAAUACCAUUACUAGAGUUUCUUACAGAGAUGAUCCAACAAUCAUGGCAUGGGAACUCAUUAAUGAGCCACGUGACCAAGCUGACUAUUCUGGAAAAACUGUUAAUGUUUGGGUUCAAGAAAUGGCAAGUUUUGUAAAGUCACUAGACAACAAACACUUGUUGGAGGUAGGAAUGGAGGGAUUUUAUGGCGAUUCGAUUCCUGAAAGGAAGCAAGUUAAUCCUGGUUAUCAAGUUGGAACAGAUUUCAUCAGUAAUCAUCUUAUCAAUGAGAUUGAUUUUGCCACUAUCCACGCUUACACUGACCAGUGGGUAUCCGGACAGAGCGAUGAUGCACAAUUGGCAUGGAUGGAAAGGUGGGUUACAAGCCAUUGGCAAGAUGCAAGAAAUAUACUAAAGAAACCUCUAGUUCUAGCUGAAUUUGGAAAGUCUAGUAGAGGUCAAGGAUACAAUCUUGGUUCAAGAGACACAUUUAUGAGUAGUGUAUAUAGAAAUGUCUAUAAUUUGGCAAAAGAAGGAGGAAUUAUGGGAGGAAGUUUAGUAUGGCAACUCAUGGCACAAGGGAUGGAGAAUUAUGAUGAUGGUUAUUGUAUAGUUUUGGGACAAAAUCCUUCAACUACAGGAAUAAUUUCAGGUCAAUCGAAGGCCAUGACGACUUUGGCUCAUCUAGUUUAUUGACUGAAGAUAUAUGGAGAUUAUUAUUGUGGAGAAUAUGAAAGAAAUUAAGUUCCAAAAUAGGUUCUUCAAUUGGAUUGUUCUUUUAAUUAUACAAUAAUCAAUUUAUAUGAUAGGAUUUAAGUGAUCUUAAGUCCAUGAUUUUUAGUAAUUAUUCCAGCUCGAUAUAUCACAUUAUCAAACAUGUGAAGCUGAAUGUAAUUG